AUGGAGCCGGGGCAGCCCGACCCUGGAGUCCCGCCCCCCGUCGACGUCCCCGACGCCGGGUCGCCCGUCGCCGAGGAGGCGUACACGCCCGUCGCCGUCGCCGAGGCCGAGCUCCACAAGAAGGGCGAGGAGGCCCACUACGCGGCCCUGGAGCUUGCCGACGCCGCCGUCGCCGCGGACUACGGGGCCGCCGCGGGGGGCGAGCUGCCGCCGGACUACCCGGACAACCCGGACUACGCGCCCGAGGCCUACGGCGGCGGCGCGCCGCCGCCCGGCGCCGUGCCGCCCGCGGGCUACGCGCCGCCGGGCGGCGAACAGUGGACGCCGCGGUCCUACGCCAUGGCCGCCGCGCACGCGGAGAUGCAGCAGGCGGCCAUCGAGCACCACAUGAUGGAGUCCAUGAUGGCCGAGGCCAUGAUGCGCGAGCACAUCCACGCCGAGAUGGAGCGCGCGGCGGCGACGGGCCAGGACGUCGUCCUCACGCCGCGGUCCUACGAGAUCGCCAUGUCCAUGCACCAGGAGCAGAUGAUGGACCAGGGCGUGGCGCCCAUGGAGCAGAUGGUGGCGCCCGCCGGGGCGACGCCGCGCCUCUCGCCGCGCGACCCGGCGAUCGUGAGCCCGGACAUGGCCGACCUCCCGAGCGACGUCGUCCGCCUGAACACGGACGGCUCCUUCGACAUCAGCCACCAGCCCCUCGUCGACUUCGACGCCGUCGCCGCGCCGCCCGCGCCCGUCAACGGCGCCGCGGCGGACGCCGCCGCGGACGCCGGCGCGGCGGCGCCCGUCGACGACGAGCCGGUCGUCCUCGACGACGAGCCGGUCGUCCUCGACGACGAGCCGGUCGUCCUCGACGACGAGCCGGUCGUCCUCGCCGACGCCGCGGCGCCGCCGGCCGUCGCGCUCGACGCGUCGCCGGCCUCGGAGCCAGACCGCGCGGACUUUGCGUCGCCGCCGCCGCCGGACCACUCGCCGCCGGCGAGCGUCGCGCCCGCGGACAGCGACCUGCAGUCGACGGCGAAGACGCUCGCGUCGCCGGGGUCGGACGCGAGCGAGCCGGCGGCCGCGCGCUUCGACGAGCCGGCGGAGCCGGCGGCCUCGGACGAGCCGCCGCCGGAGGAGGCGGCGGAGCCCGAGCCCGAGGGCCGCGCGAGCUUCGGCCUCGCGGCGCGGGACCCGGAGGCGGCCGCGGAGGAGGCGACGAUGGCGGCCUUCGGCGAGAACCCGGAGGAGGACGCGGCGAUGAUGGCGGCCAUCGGCGUCGACCCCGAGGACCGCGCCGCGCUCAUCGCGGCCGCGAACGCGGAGAUCGGCCGCGGCGAGCCCGAGGCCCGGGACGAGCCGGAGGAACCGGCGGCGGCGCUGCGCUGGGACGACGCGGCGGAGCCGCCGGCGGCGCUGCGCUGGGACGCGGCGCCCGCGGAGCCCCCGCUGCGCCACGACCUCGGCGACGACGCGGGCGCGCCGGGCCCCGGCGUCGACGCGGCCGCCGCGCGCGAGCGGCCCAAGGGCGUCGAGCGCGCGCCCCAGGGCGGGUCGCCGCGGCGCGUCGACCGGGGCCGCGGCGGCGACGAGGCCUUCAAGGACGGCGACCUCAAGGAGUCGUCGCCGACGUCCGUGACGUCGCCGCUGCACCGCGAGCGCGACGAGAGCCCGCGCCGCGCGCGCUUCGCGGCGGAGGUGUCGAGCCCGAAGCCGCGCAAGGCGCGCUUCGGCACGCCGCCGCCGCGCGACGACGACGCGCGCGAGGCCCGCGUCAAGGUCGCCGGCGGCACGCCGCCGCCCGGCGGCCGGAAGGCGCGCUUCGCGAGCCCGCCGCCGGCGGACGACGACGACGCGCGCGAGUCGCCCCAGCCCGACGCGUCCGAGCUCCACGAGCGGCGGCGCGCGCGCUUCGACGACGAGCCGCCGCCGCGGGGCGUCCAGUUCGAGUCGGGCAAGAAGAAGAAGCGGAAGGCGCGCAAGUCGCCGCGGUUCCCCGACGACGCGAUGGCGACGCGGCCCGCGGGCCAGUCGCAGACGCCGGGCAACCCCGAGGACCCGGACGCGGCGCCCAUCGUCCAGGUCCAGUUCUUCGCCGCGCCCGAGGCCGUCGAGGAGGCCGCGAAGCGCAAGGCCGCGAACCGUGCGAAGCGCCGGGCCCAGGAGGAGGCCGAGGCCAAGAGCCUCCGCGCGCGGGGGCGCCUGAGCGUCCUCGAGGCGCGCCUCGCGGCCCUCGAGCGCGACGCCGCGGAGAAGCGCGGCGACGACUCCGCGUCCCCCGCGAAGCGGCGGAGCCGCGGCUCGUCGCCCCGAAGCGCCGUCGACGUCGAGCAGAGCGCGAGCGACCUCAGCGCGGCGACGACGGACGGCGGCGGCGCGCGGGCGGCGUCGGCCGACGACGACGUGCGCGACGGCUUCCUUUUGGCCUUCCUCGUCGCGUCGGGCGUCGACGCGCCGCGCGCCGUCCGCGCGGCCGCGCGGCUCCGCGACGCCAACUGCGGCGACUUGGCGUCCUUCGCGGCCAUCUCGAGCGCGACGCUCCACGCUGUGCUCCACGCCGCCGGGCUCCGGAGCCACGAGAUCCGCCAGCUGCUGCGCUCCGCCAAGCUCGCGCGGUCCGCGCUCCGGUCGUCGCCGCGGAAGCGCCUGCCCAAGAUCCGCGACAAGAACCUGCGCUCCAAGUCCGCCCAGGACCAGGCGAGCUCGGCCUACGGCCGCGGCGUCAAGCCGUCCAUCGAUCCGACGUCCUGGGCCAAGAAGCGGAAAGAACAGGUUCUGUCCGCGGAGCGCCGGCGGAAGAUCCGCCAGACCGAGUAA
Messenger RNA from Aureococcus anophagefferens, 2796 nucleotides. RefSeq lists its product as hypothetical. The coding region runs from base 1 to 2796 and encodes 931 amino acids. The transcript is spliced from 3 exons. The record is from RefSeq and is a predicted model, not a curated record. NCBI's taxonomy places the organism in Eukaryota, Pelagophyceae, Pelagomonadales, Pelagomonadaceae.